UUCUCCCCCAAUUCAAAUCAUCUUAAACCCUCAAUUUCCUUUAUCCUAAACUUUCUAUCUCUUUCAAAUUUUAUCCACUACGCCAAAUACUUUCAAAACCAACAUGGAAAUGUCGUUGAUCGUAGCUUCUCCGGUCAAGUUUUCUCAAUUAGGCAAUAAUAACAACAAUAACAGCAUUCCGAUGAUCAUUUGUUCAUCUUCUACCAAGUCGCGGAUUGGUUUUUGUCAAAUAACCAAAUGCCCUAAUGUGUCUCUUAAGGUUGCAACUCGAUCUAUUUCUAUUUCUCAUUCUCAUCAUGCAGUAUCCAUCAAGGCUUCCGAGGAUAACGCCAUAUCGAAACCUAAAGAUGGCGUGAAGUUAUAUGUUGGAUUACCGAUGAAUUCAGUGUCUGAUUGCCACGCAAUAAACCAUUCACGAGCAAUAUCAGCAGGACUUAGGGCUUUAAAGUUAUUAGGAGUCGAAGGUGUAGAGCUCCCAAUUUGGUGGGGAGUUGCAGAGAAAGAAGCAAUGGGAAAAUACCAAUGGUCAGGCUACCUUACUCUUGUAGACAUGAUUCAAAAAGCAGGUCUUAAGCUUCAUGUUACCCUCUGCUUCCAUGGCAGCAAACAAGAAAACAUCCACCUCCCUAAAUGGGUUUCUGAAAUUGGGCAAUCUGAACCGGAUAUCUUCUUUGCUGAUCGCUCAGGGAAGCGUUAUAAAGACUGUUUGUCUUUUGGUGUUGACGAUCUUCCUAUUUUUCAUGGCAAAACCGCCAUGAAUGUCUAUCAAGGAUUCAUCGAGAGCUUCAAGACAUCCUUCUCUCCAUUCAUGGGCUCCACAAUCACAGGUAUAACAAUCGGUAUGGGCCCAGAUGGUGAGCUUCGAUACCCAUCUCAUCAAGAUCAAAACAAGAAUAAAAUCAGUUUAGGAGCAGGGGAAUUUCAAUGUUACGAUCAAAACAUGAUGAACAAUCUCAAGAAACAUUCCGAAAAUCAUGGAAACCCUAAUUGGGGACUUUCUGGUCCACACGACGCCCCAAGUUACAACCAACAUCCCAUCAUCAACACCUUCUUCAAAGAAGGAGGAUCAUGGAAGACCCCAUACGGGGAUUUCUUUCUUUCAUGGUAUUCAACCCAACUUGUCUCUCAUGCUGACAAGAUCCUGUCAAUGGCUGCCUCAUCUUUUAGCGACACUCCAGUCAUACUGUCGGGAAAGCUUCCUCUUAUCCACUCAUGGUACAGAACCCGGUCCCAUCCAGCUGAGGUGGCAGCAGGGUUUUGUAACACCGUGAACAGAUAUGAAGAAAUUAUAAAAGUAUUUCAUAAAAACUCGUGUAGAAUGAUAUUGCCAGGAAUGGAUCUUUUGGAUGAACAACAGCCAAAUGAGUUGUGUUCGAGUCCUGAGAUGCUUCUUGAAGAGAUAAGAGAUGGUUGCAGAAAGAAUGGAGUUGAGGUUUGUGGUCAGAAUUUGGAGAUUGCAGGAAACAGUGAGAGUUUUGAACAGAUUAGGAAGAAUUUGGUGGGUGGGAAUGGAAUUGAAGUGUUUGUUUACCAGAGAAUGGGGGCUGAGUUCUUUUCGCCUGUAAACUUUCCUUUGUUUUCAGCAUUUGUUAGGAGAAUUAAGGAAUUGGAAUUGGAAUUGGAUUCCGAUGAUUUGGGUGGAAAUGGGAGAGAUAGUGCUGUAUUUGUACCUGGUAAGAACCGAAAAAUGCAAGCUGCAUAGAGUUGUGAUGAUUUUAGAUGUAUUCCUGGAGAGUGUAUAGAAAUUAGUUAUCUUUGAAAAGUUGUACAUUUGCAUGCA
Lactuca sativa (garden lettuce) is the source of this 1780-nucleotide messenger RNA. RefSeq names its product inactive beta-amylase 9. Gene Ontology annotation, biological process: polysaccharide catabolic process. Gene Ontology annotation, molecular function: beta-amylase activity. Lineage: Eukaryota; Viridiplantae; Streptophyta; Magnoliopsida; Asterales; Asteraceae. The record is from RefSeq and is a predicted model, not a curated record.